UUCAAUUCCGUACACAAAGCUCAGCUGAUGACGUGUACACACUGCUGUGCUGCUAGCGGGUUAGCUUAGAUAGCUGUCAGAGUAAAAGAGGGGAAAUAUAAAUAGGAUUAAGAGAGAGAGGGAGGACGAAAAGCGUUUCAGCGAAUCCAUAAACAUGGAGACGCUUUAUCACCAGACAAACAAGCAAAUCCAUGAGGUGCAGUCUCAGAUGGGACAGCUGGAGAGGACAGACCGUGAUUCUGUUCACUUGUUAGAGAAUGAACUACAGGCCAGAAUCGACCAGAUCUUCAACCAUUUAGAACGCCUUGAGAUUCUGGCCAGUAAAGAACCGCCCAACCGCCGCCAGAACGCCAAAACACGAGUGGAUCAGCUGAAGUAUGAUGUUCAGCAUCUGCGAACUGCUCUCCAAAACUUCCAGCACAGACGCUACACCAGAGAAGCCCAGGAGAGAGAGAGGGAGGAACUCCUCAGUCGCAGCUUCACCACAAAUGAUGCAGAUACUGCCAUCCACAUAGAUGAGAACGUGCAAUUUAACAGCAGUUUGCAGAACGCACACCGAGGCAUGGAUGACCUCCUGGGCAGCGGCAGUAGCAUCCUCAAUGGUCUUAGAGAUCAAAGAUCGACCCUCAAGGGAACACACAAGAAGAUGCUGGACGUAGCUAACAUGUUGGGCCUCUCCAACACAGUAAUGAGACUAAUAGAAAGACGAGCCACGCAGGAUAAGUUCAUCAUGAUUGGAGGAAUGUUGCUGACCUGCGUCUUCAUGUUCCUCGUCAUCAGAUAUCUGGGCUGACCACUAUCCAUCCACUACACUGGAUCAGUUUUGGACAUUUAAGGAAUGCAUCGUCCCACAGGAUAUGAAACUGUAAUCUUUAAGUAAUUUUUAUAAAAGGUGCCAUUAUUAUUGUUUUGUUUACUUUCAAAUUCUUCGCUUCAUUCUGGAUACAUGCUGAACGGUUACGCUGAAUAUGCUCCUAUUUAGACAGUAUUUUAUCAGUCUACUGCUUUCCAUAGACUAGCCAACAUGUUUUCUUCAAACCCACGUACAAACUGAUCUUGCCUCCUUUUUCACAAAAAAAGACUGAAAUGUCAACAUGUGAUUGAAUCCACAAAUCUAAAGGGUAUUAUAACUUUAGUUUCAUUCUGCUAAUGUUUCAUAACCUGUUAUCUAACAUCCACUUAGUUAUGUGAUGUCCACCAUCAUUGAACAGUUUGAUUUACCUGCAUAAAACAAUAGUUUUUCAGUUGGUGGAAAAGAACAGCUGGGAUAAUUUCUAAUUCUGAAGAUUGCAUAAGCCUGAAAAAAAAUGGGGAAUCACCACUUUAAAAAAAAACUCAUUAUCUGAAGUUCAGUAAGAAUAUUAUCCAUAGUGUUUAAUGCUCUAGCUGCACAUUUAUAUGAAAAAUAAUUUCUGGAAAUUAUAUUAAAAAUAUUUAAAUAUUAA
This is a messenger RNA of Cyprinodon tularosa, 1445 nucleotides long. It is a transcript of the gene gosr2, whose product is annotated as golgi SNAP receptor complex member 2. NCBI's taxonomy places the organism in Eukaryota, Metazoa, Chordata, Actinopteri, Cyprinodontiformes, Cyprinodontidae. The record is from RefSeq and is a predicted model, not a curated record. Gene Ontology annotation, molecular function: SNARE binding; SNAP receptor activity. Gene Ontology annotation, cellular component: SNARE complex; endoplasmic reticulum membrane; ER to Golgi transport vesicle membrane. The coding region runs from base 155 to 793 and encodes 212 amino acids. Gene Ontology annotation, biological process: vesicle fusion; intra-Golgi vesicle-mediated transport. The transcript is spliced from 6 exons.